Messenger RNA from Varroa destructor (honeybee mite), 2619 nucleotides. Its product is annotated as TNF receptor-associated factor 5-like. The record is from RefSeq and is a predicted model, not a curated record. Gene Ontology annotation, cellular component: plasma membrane signaling receptor complex. Lineage: Eukaryota; Metazoa; Arthropoda; Arachnida; Mesostigmata; Varroidae. Gene Ontology annotation, biological process: regulation of canonical NF-kappaB signal transduction. Gene Ontology annotation, molecular function: ubiquitin protein ligase binding; tumor necrosis factor receptor binding.
GGGAGCCAGCCGUCUGGUAGAAUGGCUAACGGCAUUAGCCGACGUAAAACCCGAAAGAUAUAGCGCAGAAAAAAAAUUGAGUGGCAGAUUUGUAGUUCGCGCUAGUCGCAAACAAAGAUGGCUUCGGCAGAAAUCAACAAGGCUUCAUUCUCUCCUACGGCACACGCUUUUCCGUCCAUGGAGCUGCUUUCCUUGAGCAACAUAACCCACAAGCGUCAUUACUAACAACGAGGCAGUUCUGUUUAGGCCAACCUGAAACAGGAGGCUUUCAUAACACAGCAACACCAACCAGUCUUGAAGAGAAGCAUAGAAACAAAGCGCCGCCUUGCGGAUGAUACGUAGAUAUCGAAUUGGGUUACGUGAUAGACUGUGGCAGCGAAGGCAGCUCCGUUUGAAGAGCUUGUGCUGUUACUUUUUCAGCUGUUUCGGCGGUCGCUACUGCUAGAGGAAACACAGUAUCACAUCAAACUUAGUUACCUUAGACAAAUGGGAAAUGCAACUAAACACUGACUCACACGGUGUGCAAUCUGUUGCGUUUUGAGUGGAUUCAUAGGAUUGUGUCCAUUUGGCGACUGAAGUUCAGCCAGUGGCCAAAAUCACUACUUCUUGAGAGAGUUUGAAGAAUUGAAAGUUGUUGAGGAAAGAUUGGAGCUACAGAUAAUAACUCUACAAUGGAUCAACACUCAAAGGAUUCAGCCGGAACUCCGUCAGCUGGCAGUGUUACGACGAGUCUCACAACGGCAACAAAAAAUGUCAAGCUCGUAGGCUUGGCAGACAUUCCUGAAUGCACUGUGUUGUCCUUUAUUGAUGUGCCGCCAUUAAAUAUACUCUGUGCCCAGUGCAAAAGUCUUGGACCUUCUCUUUGGCGUUUUCAGUGUGGACAUGGCUUUUGCAGUACGUGUUUCACUCAGCUAAUGCCAACAGAAGUAGCAAAAACUAUCUGCCCCGUCGAUCAGCACAGUAUAUCCAGAAUGGCCGUAUUUCAGGAUUCGUCAGUGCAAGAAUCGGCUUUUCGAUUACGGGCGCAUUGCCCCAAUGAUUGCGGCAUGACAAUUCGGUUAUGCACGCUUUCUGUACAUUUGCAAUCCUGCAACAAACUUCAAGAAAAACCCGCCACAAAAAGGUGCUUCCUCAGUGGGCUGGGCUGUCAAUUUGAAGCUGACGAAGAAAAUCUUAAUACCCAUGAGUCCGACCUGCGCCUUCAUCGCACGAUGAUCUCCAUGAAGCUACAAGAGCUCAACCAUCUUGACGAGCUACGUAAUCAGAUAAACGAAGCAUUAGCAGCACUCGUGGACGCGACACGAAACCAGACCGAUAUGAAGUCGAGGAUCGCAUUGCUGGAAGGACGUAUUGAGGAAUUACGUCUUGAACAGUGUGAAGCUCCCCGCACUGAUUCACUACUUAAUGGGACCCAACAGUCUGUCCGACAGCCCACAUUCUCAUUACAACUUGGCCCAAUGGCAAUCACCACAUAUGGUGGGGAUAGUCACAUUACCCCAUUGGGUGCUAUGUCAACUAAACGCGGAGCGCAGGAGCUGGUCUGCCCUAAUGGAAUCUUCCAGUGGAAGCUCUCAGAAUAUUCUAAGGCUAAGCUCAAAGAGCGUCAUUCGCACAAAAAGUAUACGAGUUCACCAUCAUUCUACGCGGGUAGCCCAGGGUACCUUUUCAAGCUGAGAUUACAUCUAAAUGGCAUUGGCAGUGCGGGCCGAGGAAAGUUCCUUGGCGUCGGAAUCGUUCUCCUAAAAGGCCAAUUUGACCAGCAACUUGGCUACCCCAUCCACAAUCCCAUUACAGUAACUCUCGUCGAUCAAAGAACAAAAUGUCCCGAGAACAUUGAGUAUCGUCUAGGAGAUCCGUGUUUCCCUAAACCUCAGGGCAGUUAUCUUGUCCCGUGCGUAUGGCACGAAUUUGUAAAAUUUGAAGACCUUGAAAGCCCUCGAUUCCUCGUCAACGACUCGAUUACAUUCUGCAUUCAGGUAUUACCUCUUGCAUCUAAUAAUCCGGACCAAGUUUCUACUUCCAGCAACCAAACCCUGCUGUCACCGAAUCUUGAUUAAACUUGAACCCGACGCAGACGUUGGCUGGUUUGACAUCCUGUCCGUUUCACUUAAAUCAAGCGUAUAGACUACGCACGACGCAAAACAUUUUCUGGAAUCAUUUGUCUAUGUAGGUUGCGCUUGUAUCUCAUCUUUGUUUGUCCAUUCAAUGGACAACUAUCACGAAUAUUCUCUGAAAAUUACUAUACAUAUUCCGUGUUACGAAACAAUGAACAAAACAAAAGAAUGAAUCCACCCGGAAUUCAUUAAAAACUCAACGAUUUAAAUCUAUGUGCCUGAACAAAUUUUGAUAUCUAAAACUCUUCAGCUGUGUUAUAAAACAAUAUAUAUAUAUAUAUAUAUAUAUAUAUAUAUACAGAUGAUUCGUCUCUAUUAAAAUCCUGCACGGAACAUACCUGGAUAGAAUGCAUUGCUUCCUAUUCUGUCCUUCAGCACACUCGAUACCCUAGAAUUUUGGAUUGAAACUUCAAUGCACGAGUAUACAUAAAAUGGUGAAUGUGAGUUUCGAUAUUAAUGCUUCCGAUGCUGAAUGUAAUAAAAAUAAGUUUGAGAAAAUAUUGUA